Molecule: messenger RNA, 733 nt
Organism: Lytechinus pictus (painted urchin)
Lineage: Eukaryota; Metazoa; Echinodermata; Echinoidea; Temnopleuroida; Toxopneustidae
Product: metallothionein-A-like
Exons: 4
Coding region: 93-299 (68 amino acids)
Molecular function (GO): metal ion binding
Source: RefSeq, a predicted model, not a curated record
CACAGAGAAUCUACUUAGAAUCUACGGGAAUUCCAAGCUGAAGACUGAUUUGACUCUUUUUUAGAACGUUCCAUCGAGAUAAAUUCAUCACCAUGCCUGAUGUCAAGUGUGUCUGCUGCGAUGAGGGCAAGUGCGCCUGCGCUGGCCAAGAAUGCUGCCAGACAGGAGAAUGCUGCAAGGAUGGCGCAUGCUGUCCAAAGGGAACAUGCUGUGAUAACAAAUGCAAAUCAUGCAAGUCAUGCUCCGCUGAUUGCUGCACUGAUGGAUGUAAGUGCACUGAGGGCAACUGUGCCUGCUAGAAGGACUUUGCUGCAGCUCUAGCGAUGAAAGAUUGUAGAUACACUAUAAUUUAUGAAUGAAGUCAAUCUCUUCUGCAGACGUGCUCCACGAAGAUUUGACCUGUAUAUUCUUGAUCUGAUGUCUAUAUUUUUUUUUGUAACAUAGAUGUACAAUAGUUUGCUUUAUAACAAAAAAAUAAGCUGAAAUAAAUUGUAUUAUUUUUUAUAAAGAAAAAAUAAGCUGAAAUAAAUUGUUAUUUUUUUAAAGAAAGUAUGAAACCAAAAGGCAUUAAAAUUCUUAAAUACUGAAACACAGUGAUUGACGUUAAUACCUAAAAUCAUGCAAUGAUAUUUUUUUUGUAAUUCUUUUACUUGCACGAAAUCAGUAAAUCUGAUCACGCUGAUGGUGACCCAGCAUGGCAAUACUCCUCUGAUUAAAUCUAAAGAAAUCUAAA